UUGGUAACUCCCACUUUCAUCUCACCACUUCCAUCUCUCAUCCACAAGCAUCGCCUUGCGGCGCGGGUCGUGGCACGAACAUGUCAAGUGCAUCGUCCACGAGCCAGCCCAGGGCAUCGCGCACCUGCGACAACUGCCGGAAGCGCAAAGUAAGUCACCCGCUCGCUCCUGCAAUGUCACCACUGCGCCCAGCUCCAUGUUUCCCCAGCUUUUGCUGAUGUCAGAUCAAAUGCGUCGAAGGUAAUGGUCAAUGCGUCGGCUGCAGCAACCUCCAGAUAGCAUGCACUUACGACUACGUCAAGAAAAAACCAGGGAGGAAGAAUGCAUCAAGGCAAUGCAGGAGAGCGUGAAGCCGGCAUCCCCCGCCGAGUCCUCCUCCCGGCCCUCCUACUCGCCAUAUCCCUCCAGAACAGGCCCACCGAUCGACGACUACACCUCGAGCGGCAGUGCGUCCCGGAGCCCAUUCUCGUCCCUUGCGCCGUCCGGCGUGAGAAGUAACCACGACCACGGCGGGCUGUCCUGGCUCGACAGCAUGGCCGUGGACGGACUGAGCGUCUUCGGGUCCCUCGACUUCGGCUUCGACACCUUUUCGGGGCCCGGCACGGCCCAGUUCCCCUCGGAGCAGGCACAUCUGCUCUCGCUCGAGAGCCCCGAGGUCGUCGCCCACCACACGCAACGACCGCGCGAGCCGCAGCUCGAAGACGUUACCUCGUGGGCGAACAUCUCGCACUACAUCUCCCUCUACCUGCAGCACCAGUGGCCGCUGCUUCCGCUCGUGCAUCGGCCUACGUUCAGCGAGAAUCUCGCGACGCGCCUCGACCUGCGCGAUACAGAUUUCCGCGCACUCCUCCUCUCCAUUGUUGCGUUCACCAUUUCGCAGCUGCCCACGUCGCGCCUCACGACGGAGCAGUUCGACGUCGAGGGCCUCAAGCGCCUCCAGAGACGCUGCCACCGCACCUCCCAGCUCCUGCAACGCACCUACACCGGCCAGGUAACCCUCACUCAGAUCUGCAUCAUCAUCUUUGACAACUUCUACCUCCUCUCCAUCGGACUCACACAUACGGCGGCUGCGCGACUUGGCCUGGCCGUGCAGCUCGCUUUUUGUCUCGGCCUCCACUCCGACGCCAAGACCGCUGCCCUUGGCCUGGACCACAUCGAGGUUCAGCUCCGCCGCCGCGUCUUCUGGCAACUCUACGCGAGUGAUAAGACCCGCGCGAUACCCGGAAAUCCUAUGCUUAUCAACGACUUCCAGGGCCUGUGUUCAUACCCGGAGGCUAUCGACGACGAGUUCAUCACCUCACAAGGCAUGUUCCCUCAGCCGGCAAGCAAGACUUCGCUGCUGGCGGGCUUCGUCGCCGUCUCCAAGCUCUUCCGCAUCCUCUCCGAGUGCUUCUUCCAUCACCGCUGCAUCCUGAGUGACCUCCAGACUAUCUCGACUGACUGGACUGUCGCGGCGGAGGAAAGAGUGCAUGCGCUCCUCGGCGACCUGCCACUGGCCAUCCAGGAUCCGCCUAGCGUGCCCCUCGAGGCGAACCGGCAAGUGUUUGCGACGCAGCGCGCCAACAUCCUCAUCACGGUCGCGAUCGUCAAAUUCGCGCUGUACGACCUGCGCUCGGCCCUCAACGUGAAUGAGGACCAACUGGCACGCGAGCGCGAAGCGAUCGCCCGCGAGAUCCACAACCUCCUCAUGAGCAUCCCCGUCGAGGACCUCGCGAGCAACGGCGAGAGCGUGCGCGCGAAGGUGUUCCACAUUGCGUGCGCACUCUGCGGGCAGGCCAGCACGCCGGGGACGGACUCGGACCUCGUGCGCGACUGGUGCGAUAUGUUCUCGACGAUCACGUUCGUGCAGAUGCCGGUGCCGGCGGACGCGCCGCUCGACUCUCGCUCCAACUCGCCCCCGGCCAAGGCGCCGGGAUCAGCAUCGUAAGGCUGGUGACGACGAUGUGGACGACGAUGUUGUAUUAUCUAGACAGUGUAACAUCUGACCUCACUGGUCUGAUUCAGAUCUACACUCACCGCACUGACCAUCUGAUCUCAAUGCUGACAAC
Molecule: messenger RNA, 2048 nt
Organism: Cutaneotrichosporon oleaginosum
Lineage: Eukaryota; Fungi; Basidiomycota; Tremellomycetes; Trichosporonales; Trichosporonaceae
Biological process (GO): DNA-templated transcription
Molecular function (GO): DNA binding; zinc ion binding
Source: RefSeq, a predicted model, not a curated record